CACAAUCAAGAAUAUGAUGUGUCUCGCUACAUCGUCGAUUAUACCAAGCAACGAAAGGAAAUUUCGCGGCCAGUGACUGACUCGUCCUAUUCGUGAUAUACGGCAGAAAGCAAAGGGAAUCAUUGUCUAAUCUUUCUUCCACCAUACCGACAUGCUCAGAAGCCAACUUCGACUACCUCGCGUCCCCCUUCAAUCUGUUUAUGCAGUACCGAGUCGCCCAUCUCGCCGAUUUUCACAUGCGUUUCCUACAGACGUGCCCCCACUCCGACAACGUAUUCGUCCUCUUGUUCCGUUUUUCAUAUACUGGACAAUCAUCACUUCCCUCGUCGUGCACCUCAUGCGAACUCGUCAAGAUACUGAAGCAUCACUUGCGCGGCAACAGGCGAAGAUCACCGUUCUCAGUGAUCUGAUCGCGAAACUGCAGAGAGGAGAGACUGUCGAUGAAGGAGAGAUGCAAAGAGAGCUUGAGAUGGUGGGUUUGAGAGAGAGGACAAGUGCUACCCUCGCACUUGAUAAAGAAAUGAGGAUUGUCGGAGAUGUGGGAUGGCGGGACAUGCUUUUCGGUAAAAGAGAGAGAACCGCCGAAGAUGAAGCAAAAGAGGAGAGGGUAAUCGAAGAGUGGGCAUCGGUCAUCAACGAGACGGCCAAUGCCCCCCCUCCGCCGUCCUCGGCAAAUUCAAGCCCUCGUCAAGUAGAGCAGCCGCAAAAUCGAGCAGGAGUAGCCAAGCGAGCUCCUGGAUCGAACGUAUAUCUAUGACAUUCUUAUGCUUCUUCAUUCAUCUUUUGAUUAAUGUCUAUAAA
This is a messenger RNA of Cryptococcus deneoformans JEC21, 801 nucleotides long. RefSeq names its product expressed protein. Lineage: Eukaryota; Fungi; Basidiomycota; Tremellomycetes; Tremellales; Cryptococcaceae. Bases 152 to 757 code for a protein of 201 amino acids. The transcript is spliced from 2 exons. The record is from RefSeq and is a predicted model, not a curated record.